Molecule: messenger RNA, 303 nt
Organism: Ostertagia ostertagi
Lineage: Eukaryota; Metazoa; Nematoda; Chromadorea; Rhabditida; Trichostrongylidae
Source: the annotation of a GenBank genome assembly
UGCGCUUACCCACAAAUCGGAAGCCACGCCUCUGCACAGGUGAAGGGACUCGUUGCCACUCUUCUACAACUGAACGAGAGGAAGCGACCGGACACUAAAGAGCUACUCACAUGCCCCUUGAUACUGCCUAUAACGCUCACGAUGCACCUGGACAUUGGUCGGCUGUCAUUCCCUCAAAAUGAUAAACGUAAACCGAAUGUAAGCGGCGGACGGUUACGCACCACGCCAACGUCGCUGACGUUACGUGCCGGACAUCAACCGACGAAACUUCAAGAGGACACCAGAAGAACAUUGCUGAGAUGA